Molecule: messenger RNA, 3293 nt
Organism: Biomphalaria glabrata
Lineage: Eukaryota; Metazoa; Mollusca; Gastropoda; Planorbidae
Product: protein RCC2 homolog
Exons: 10
Coding region: 119-1558 (479 amino acids)
Source: RefSeq, a predicted model, not a curated record
UGGCGGGAAAUCGCGUGAAGUUGUGAGACUUCCCGUGUUUAGCUUGGCGGUUCCUGUGUUAUUGCUCCUCUAUUGUUUUGGUUUUUUUCUUUGUCAAUUAGUCUGCUGUUUAAUUAAUAUGCCUCCUAAGAAGCGAGCCAACAACGCCGAUUCAAAUGGGAGUACUAAAAAACGCAAAGAAAACCAAGAUGACACUGAAUCUGUAUCAAAUGUAACUGCAUCUACUGAAGAACAAAAAGAAUCGGAGGGCGCCGAAGCUGACAAUGACAGCGGCGUAUCCUACAAAAUUGAGGCCCCAAUGCUUUAUGGUGAAUUAUUGUUUUGCGGCGCAACUAAUUGGGAUCUUGUUGGAAGAAAGGCACUACCUAAAGGCAUGAAAAAUCUAGGUGGUCCUAACUUAUGGAGUCCAAAUAGAAUUUCGACAUUGAAAGGUAUAAAAAUAAGAACAGUUGUAUCAGGAUGUACAGCAGCUCAUUGUGUGGCUAUAACAAAUGAGGGCAAAGUUUAUGUUUGGGGUCGUAAUGAGAAGGGACAACUUGGUCUUGGUAAUGUUGAAAGAUAUGAUGUUCCUCAGCUAGUUACAGCAUUUGAGGGGAAAAAUAUUGUUGAUGCUGCAUGUGGCCGCAAGCACACCUUAUUUUUAACAGAAAAUGGAAAAGUGUAUGCUUGUGGAGAAAAUAAAAUGGGCCAGCUUGGCCUUGGCAAUCAAAGUGAACAAGUACUUACACCGACACUCAUCAGGUAUAAAGGUCCCCCGAUACGCAGAGUGUCAUGCGGUGGAGAGUUCAGCGUUAUCUCAGACAUCAAUGGCAAUGUUUACAGUUUUGGCUGCCCAGAAUAUGGACAGUUGGGUCACAACACAGAUGGCAAAUAUUUUGUUAAAAGCAACAAGAUUGAAUUUCAGUGUGAAAAUACGCCCAGGGUGAUCACAGUGUUUGUGGAGAAACAGAGGGAUGGUCAAGUGUCCCCAGUCACUGAUGUCGAUGUCAGGGAGAUUGCUUGUGGAGCCAAUCAUGUGUUAAUCUCAGACAGCAGGAAAAGAGUGUUUUCCUGGGGAUUUGGUGGCUAUGGCAGACUUGGGCACAGUGAACCUAAAGAUGAACUGGUCCCCAGGUUAUUAAAAUUCUUUGAAGGCCCUAACAGAGGAGCACUAAUGAUAGCUGCUGGAUCUACCUACUCCUUGGCUGUUAGUGAACAUGGUGCUCUUUACUUCUGGGGACAGACCAAGACAUCCGGAGAAGCCAACAUGUACCCUAAACUUGUACAAGAUCUGUGUGGUUGGAAGAUUAGGAGCAUUGGGACUAGCAACAAGAGCAUUGUACUAGCAGCAGAUGAAAGUGUUGUCAGUUGGGGACCUUCACCUUGCUUUGGAGAGUUAGGUUAUGGAGAAACUGGCAUUAAGUCUUCUACAGUCCCUAAAGAAAUGAAACCAAUAGAAGGUAUCUAUGUCCACCAUGUUUCCUGUGGCUUCUCUCACACUCUGCUUAUUGCGCGCUGUGACACAGAGGAGGAACAGAGUGCCAUAGACAAGUUGCCAGUCUACACGCCUGGCUCAUAGCCUACCUAAUCUUUGACAUAAUACUGAAUUGCAAACAUUUGCAUGUAUAUUGAGGAAGUAUUAUAUUUCAUAGCAAAUCAUGAUAGAAUGUCUGAUGAUAAUAGAUAAGAAUGGCAGAUAAUCAUAACAUUUGUAUAAAAGGUAUUUCUUACAAUCAUUAGGCCAUGAAUGAAGAUGUAGUCGAAUCACAUUGCCACUACCAGGAGAGUUUUCUUUCAGUUUUGUUUGAGACACUUUGAUUUGUACAUUAUUUGAUGUCAACACAAUUCUUUGGCUGUUAUUUAAAACACUGGCUCAUAUUAAGAACAAGAGUAGAAAUAUAGUUUGAGUAUUUCUAUGUUAACAUUAUAAAAAGCUGAUAGCAGCCCAGGGUGAAGGUUGUACAUUAAACUCUCUGCCACAAGAUGUUAGAAGUACUAACAAGGCCUAAUCAGAAAUUUUGUUGUUUAUAUUGUUAGAACUCUGCUGGAUUAGGCUAUCCUUUGUUAUGUAUAUAAUUUAGGAGAAAUCAAAUUGGCUUACUGCUGUUGGUUUUUUUUUUAGUUGAUGAGACAUCCCAAAUAUCUUGGGUUUUUAACUUGGAGAUAUAUUUUUAUUUGACUGUUUAGGAUGUCCCUGUAUGAAUUUGUGCCUUUUGUUUGUGUGUUUGACCUGUAGCGAGACGGUCACAAUCAUGUACUACCAAAUUCUACAUACUGCACCCUCCAUUGAGUUAAAGCCCUUUUGUUGGUUUUGGCAUUUCAACCAAGUUUAUUUUUUACAAUUUGUUUGUACUGAAGUUUAUGUUAUAUUUAAAACUAUGUCUGUGUCAUUCUAAUGGAGUACAUUGGGAGCAUUAGGUCCACCUCACACUUUCCCACACACAAUUAGAUCAAGCAACGAUGACUAAAGUUGUGCCAUGAAACAAAGACAUGUCCCUCCUUUGUGUAUGAACAGUGUUUCUUGUACAGUCAUGUUAACUGCUAGGCAGCAUUUGUGUUUUUUUUUAUUGUCAGCCAAUCAUUUUGACUUUUUGUAUUUUUCUAAUUCUGGGGGAAGUUUAGGGUUACAAGGCCGUAUUUUCCCACAGAUAAAAAAAAAAAAGUCUUUUAAAUAAAUAAGGAUGAUUCCUUAUUUUGUUGUUUCUUAAUGUAAAAAGUUUAGAAGAUUUGAUAUGCUAUAUGAUAUCUUUGGAAUCAAUGACAUUUCCUUUAUUAAGAUGGUUACUAUCUUUGGAAUCAAAGACAUUGCCAUUAUUAAGCUGGUUACUAUCUUUGGAAUCAAAGACAUUGCCAUUAUUAAUUUAGUUACGAUGAGCAGACUAAACAAAUCUAGUCGCUGUAGUAAAUCUUUCCAGACCCUUUGUUUUUAACCAGAAGUCAAUAACAAAUAUGAAAAGCAAUGUCUGCAUGAUUUUCUGCAACUACUCUUAAGCAUAAUUCAAAUAGUUGUUGUUUUCACAGAUCUCUUUGGACAAAACAUAAUGUUCUAGUUCACCUUUUUUUUAGAACCAAACUGGCAAUCCUUUUGUUGUCUACUUUAAUGUAAGAAGUCUUGUAAAGGGUUGUGUAUCCGGGCUUUUAAAUAUUUUCAUGUCAAAUUUUAUUUUAUGUAAACUUUUUUUUAUUCUUCAAAUUUGAAAUCUCAUUCUUAUUGACGUGUAUAAAUUGUCAUCCACUGUUAAGUGGAUUUAUAACUUGAAUUGUUUGUUGGUCUCAUCAAUGUUCUAAAAUAAACAUCUGUUUAAUUAAUAGAA